AAGCAUUCGCAAAACGAAACGAGAGGCGGAGGAAAUCGCCUAUUACCUCAUUUCCUUGGAUUCUUCUGAGCGCCGAUGGGGAUCUGCACCUCAUGCGAGGCGGUGGCGGUGGCGCCGACGGCGACGGCGAAGGUGGUCCUCCCGGACGGCGAGCUCCGGGAGUAUGACCGGCCGGUUAGUGUGGCGCACGUGCUCCAGAAGGACCCCUCGUGCUUCGUCUGCGAUGCCGACGUCAUGGAGUUCGACGGGUUCGUCUCUGCCGUCGGUGCCGAUGAGGAGCUCCGACCGGGGAACAUCUACUUCCUCCUCCCGAAGACAAUGCUGAAGCACCCGCUACACGCGGAGGACCUGGCCGCUCUCGCCGUCCGGGCAAGUGCCGCGCUCAUGAAGGCUGCCACCGCCGGGGAUCGGAUCCGGAAGGGAGCGGUGGUGGCGCCGCUUGUGUUCGACGUCGGGCCCGUGGAGGCCGCGGCGAUCGGUGGCGGGGUUCCAGCGGCGGCGGAGGAGAGGAGGCAACCUAAUAAAAGGGGGCGUGGCAUUGGGCGUAAAUUUAUGCCAGAUCUGGGUGCAAUUCCGGAGUAGAAAAAUGGUGGAGUUCUUCUGGCCUUUUUUUAACCCCCUCCCUCGUAGGGUGCGAAAAGCACUGAGCUUGGGCUGGACGAUCCAGACCGUCGAAAUCUACAACCAAAGUUCUUUAUGGGGAUCAGGAAAUAAACGUCGAUCGAGAGAUCUUGGUUUGGACGGACUGGAUUCGAUCAGUGAAGAUGAAAUGAUGAUGAGAAACAAGUGAAGUUUAGGGUAGCCUCGUUCCGCGAGACAGAGGACAUUAAUUUUGGCAUCUAAUGUAAAGAAAUUACUGUAAUUAAGGAAGUUAAUUAAUUAUGUAAACAAGAUAAUUAUUAGAAUUAUUCAUCUCACAAAGUUCGUUAUUUGACUCCGAAUAUGCCGUCAA
Molecule: messenger RNA, 952 nt
Organism: Elaeis guineensis (African oil palm)
Lineage: Eukaryota; Viridiplantae; Streptophyta; Magnoliopsida; Arecales; Arecaceae
Source: RefSeq, a predicted model, not a curated record